Molecule: messenger RNA, 340 nt
Organism: Cetraspora pellucida
Lineage: Eukaryota; Fungi; Glomeromycota; Glomeromycetes; Diversisporales; Gigasporaceae
Source: the annotation of a GenBank genome assembly
UUGGAUCACUUGAAAGCAACACUAAUUGAAGUUAGUGGUUAUAAUAAUCAUGAUGCAGAAAUGGCUGUCAAUGAUAUUCGCAAAAAACUUAUUACAUAUGGAGCAAAAUAUUUCAGCGCAAGUUCUUCAAAUUAUAUUGAAUUAGAACUGUAUGAAAGUGAACUUCCUGAAGACUCAGAUAAUAGUAAUGAAAUAGAAAAAAAUAAUAAGAUAAGACUCUGGGAAUCAUUGUCAUCAAGAUUCUCAAUACUUAGCAAAAUGGCUCAUGACUUUCUAAGUAUUAAACCCUCAUCUGUUUCUAGUGAAAAAGCAUUCUCAAAAGCUGGUUUUACAAUUACUA